AUGGCAUCGAUGACCGCCGACGAGCUCCGGGCCGAGAUUGAGGCCACCCGGCGUGAGGCGGAAGCCGAGGAGGCGAGACUCGAAGAACUCCGAGCCGAGACGGAACAGGCAAGAGAGCGGCGGAAUCUGCGAGCAGAGCUGCACUUGGCGAUGACACGGCGACUCCGAGCACAGAGGCGCAAUGAUCGUGAACAAGGCUUGAGACGACGCAUGGACGACGGUAAGUAUGAUAAUAAAGAUGUACCUGCAUAUCCCAGAAAACACUCCGUGCUUCAUGCAAGUGGUGGAGCAAGCACACAUUGUGCGGCCACGGUCGCCAGGGGCGAGUACGUGUGGAGAAUCAUUGGCUGUUCCUGGAUGGAAAGCAUGCUGUGGCAAGAGUAUCCGCAUGAUGACUUUGACUGUCUGUGGUCAACGCCGUUUGAUCUUGGUACGGAGACAUUCCAUUUUGCUUACAACCCUUGGGCCGGGCGGCCAUUUUCUACUUUUCUUUAUAAUUCUAAUCGGGACGAUGAUGAUGAUGAUGAUGCUGAUGAUGAUGAAGGUAAUGACUUCUUUGAAGGCGAUGAUCACUAUGGCAUAGUUUCUGAUGAUGAUUCUGAUGGCAGUUCAAUUGAAUGUGAUGAAGGUCAUCCUAAUCAGUCUUGUUGGGGAUCAGUUGCCAUUGUGCCCAGUGUGCCAUCUGGGAGAAGCAAUGUUCUGCUUCGGUACCGCAUCUAUGCCAAGGCACAGAAUGGGGAGUUCAUGCAGUGGGGGGAGACGAAAGAUGUCAUUUACAACAAAGACGCAUUUAAGCCAGAUCUCUACAUUGGCCCGGAUGUGUACUGGCGGCGGGCCAAUCCGCCGGCAGUCUUGGGUAUCUUCGGGCUUAGCCACCAGGAGCUGCUGCGGUCCCAGUGGGUGCAGGACGACACGCUGACCUUAAAGUUCGAGCUGGAAGUCCGUCCUCAGGGAGGAGCAGAGUCCAAGCCUUGGAGCCUUGCCACGAAGGUCCCCGCCCCGACCCUUAGCCAAGACAACCGCGCACUCUUCGAGGAAGGUACCUGCAGCGAUGUGACGUUCAGGGUACAGGGCGAAGUCAUCCAGGCACACUCGCAAGUUCUCUGUGCCAGGUCCGAAGUUUUCAAGAAGCAGCUGGGGGCGGGAAUGCAGGAGAGCGUGUCGAAAACCAUCGUAAUCGAGGAUUGCGAUAUCACCACUUUCAAAAGCUUCUUGCAGUUCCUCUACACUGACUGCUUCCCCGAUCUCCAAAACUUCUCAGGGACCGCAAGCGAGCGUGAGAAUGGGAGCAGCAGCCCACAGCAGUCUCUGAUGCAGGCUCUCUUGGCCGUGAGCCACAAAUAUCAAGUCGCUCGGCUUCACGGGUGGUGUGAGGCGAAGCUCUGCAGAGAGCUCAGCGUGUCACAGGUCUGCAGCAUCCUCUGCCAAGCGUACCUCCUCCAGGCCAAGGAGCUCGAGAAGGCUUGCAUCUCCUUCAUCAAGGACCACACAAGUGAAGUGUUCACGCUGCCGGCCUAUGCUGAGUUGGUUAAGAAGUGGCCUCAGAUCGGAUUAAAGGUCAGCCUCUUUUCGGCCGGCGUGUCCGAAGCAGAGGCAGCAGCAGCACUGAAUGCUUUGGAGAAUCCGCAGGAGCAGCACGCAGAGCGGGCCAGAAGCUCCGACACAUAA
This is a messenger RNA of Symbiodinium natans, 1668 nucleotides long. Lineage: Eukaryota; Dinophyceae; Suessiales; Symbiodiniaceae. The record is from the annotation of a GenBank genome assembly.